This is a messenger RNA of Nannizzia gypsea CBS 118893, 480 nucleotides long. RefSeq names its product cytochrome c oxidase polypeptide VI. Lineage: Eukaryota; Fungi; Ascomycota; Eurotiomycetes; Onygenales; Arthrodermataceae. Gene Ontology annotation, biological process: mitochondrial electron transport, cytochrome c to oxygen. Gene Ontology annotation, cellular component: mitochondrial inner membrane. Bases 1 to 480 code for a protein of 159 amino acids. The record is from RefSeq and is a predicted model, not a curated record. The transcript is spliced from 4 exons.
AUGGCUUCUACAACCCUAUUCCGUCUCGCUACGCGCACUCCGGCCACUUUCUUCAAGGCCGCUCCAUACGCCGCUCGUGCCAGAGUAUCUGCUGCCGUCCCUGCUCCAAUCUUCAGAGCCAGCGCAUUCAGCACCACCCCCAUGCGAUUCAGCGGUGCUCACGAGGAGGAGACCUUCGAGCAGUUCUCUGCCCGAUAUGAGAAGGAAUUUGACAGCGUACAGGACGUUUUCGAGCUGCAGAGAAACCUUAACAACGCCUUUGCUUACGAUCUCGUUCCAUCCGUUGCCGUCAUGACUGCUGCUCUCAAGGCUGCCAGAAGAGUCAACGACUUCCCCACUGCCGUCCGUGUUUUCGAGGGCAUCCGAUCAAAGGUUGAGAACCGAUCUCAGUACGAGCUCUACCUUGAAGAGCUCAAGGAUCUACGAGAGGAGCUCGGUAUUGUCCUCCAGGAGGACCUAUACCCGGAAGAGUCCAAGUAG